Colletotrichum lupini is the source of this 456-nucleotide messenger RNA. RefSeq lists its product as uncharacterized. The transcript is spliced from 6 exons. Bases 1 to 456 code for a protein of 151 amino acids. The record is from RefSeq and is a predicted model, not a curated record. NCBI's taxonomy places the organism in Eukaryota, Fungi, Ascomycota, Sordariomycetes, Glomerellales, Glomerellaceae.
AUGAAGCAGGCUAUUCACAUCACUACUUGUCGAUUUUGCACAAAGGGACUAGAGAGUGCAAAAUACUUGCACAAAUAUGAGCAUGGCUUUGAGAAUGAGACCGGAGGUCGCAACAUGAGUGUCAGGGUGUGGAUGAUUGAGUUCGAGGGCAUCGACACGCGCAUUCACUUGCAGGUGAUAGGGGCAAUAGGUCGCUGCCGUGAACUUAGAGUUGAAGAUCCAAGGGGAGUCAUGGGAACCUUCAGUGUUGAUGGCUUCAAGCAGCUUUUAACAAUCUGGAUCCUGCUUUCAACCGCAGGUGUGUAUUGUGAGCGGGAGGGCACUGGACACUCCAAAGAAGACUCUCGCUCCCUCCGCAGGCUUGAAGAGUUAGAAGACUCUAUUGUAGGCACCGAGAUAGAUGCAUAUAUCAUUCAACCUGGUGUGCUAGAGAGACUCAUCAAAACCUCUCGAUGA